AUGGAAUGCUUGACUGCCAGUUUCGCCGCAAGGAAUGUGGGCAGGGAGUAUAACUCCGUAUGCCAAAGCAAGUCUGCCCGUGAGAAGCAAUGGAUUCCCGGAAGGGUUCUCUGCUAUUUCACAGCUUACGCAAACUCUAGCCAGUGCCACAAAGUCACUACCGUGGCGUAUCCCGUGACCCCAGUUGCGGGAAGACGUUCGUGCUGGAGAUCUUUUGCAGCAAGUUUGGAUUUAGGGAAUGGGCCUGCACCCUCAAACUCGACAUCGUCUUCACCAGGACAGACUCGUGAGCAGCCGACGUCUGACGAGUUGAAAUCUCUUCUGGCUGAUAAGGAACGAAGUAAGCUUUUGAGGAAGCUAAGUGAAGCAAAUCAACAUAACCGGUUUCUCAAGAGACAGUCGCAAAUAAAGGAUGAUGCAGUUGUGAAGUUCAGAAGUGAACUUGCUGUUUUGGAACUUGAACUGCAGACUUUGGUUGGCCUAGCUGAAGAGAUCGCUAAUUUUGAUGUUCCAUCAGGGUCAAGGAAGGUAAAUGGAAAAUAUAUUCAGUCUCAUCUUCUCUCCAGGUUAGAAGCUGUUCAUGACAGGGUUAUGGUACAGAUAAAGGAUGUUGACUCUUUAAGACCUCGAGAAAUCGCAGUAUACUGGGUUGGAAUGGCUGAGAAUGUGCAAAUUAUGGGAUCCUUCGACGGCUGGUCCCAUGGUGAGGCAAUGUCGAGGGAAUAUUCAGGAGACUAUGGGAGAUUUUCUGCGUCUCUGAGGCUUAGACCUGGAAGCUAUGAGAUUAAGUUCUUGGUGGACGGGGAGUGGAAACUGUCAUCAGAAUACCCGGUUGCUGGCGAGGGAUUGACACAGAACAAUAAACUCGUCGUGGAAUAACAGAUUUUUGAUUUUCUUUAGGACUCUACCUGAUUACUACCAUGGGCGUCCUCCCAUAAAACUCGUGUUGUAUGAAAUGCAAACCCUUAUUUGCUUGAUUGGGUCUGCAUGCUGUCUGUAAUUUUUUCCUUGCAACUGAUCUACUGAAGCCACUUAGGAAUGACCCUUCUUCCAUGGGGUAGGAGUUGAUCAAAUUAGUUUGAGUGCAUUGUUACAUGUAAAAUACACUUUAAGCAAUAAAAGUCCAUUCCUUCUGUUA
Lolium rigidum is the source of this 1138-nucleotide messenger RNA. RefSeq names its product protein PTST, chloroplastic-like. The record is from RefSeq and is a predicted model, not a curated record. Bases 1 to 879 code for a protein of 292 amino acids. NCBI's taxonomy places the organism in Eukaryota, Viridiplantae, Streptophyta, Magnoliopsida, Poales, Poaceae. The transcript has 8 exons.